Messenger RNA from Acanthosepion pharaonis, 822 nucleotides. The record is from the annotation of a GenBank genome assembly. NCBI's taxonomy places the organism in Eukaryota, Metazoa, Mollusca, Cephalopoda, Sepiida, Sepiidae.
AUGUUUCUUUCUCUCUUUCGUUCUUUCUUUGUUUCUUUCGUUCUUUCUUUCUUUUUGUUUCUUCGCUUCACUGAUUCUUUCUCUAUUUCUUUGUUUUUCGUUUGCUCAUUUCUUUCUCUCAAAUUUCUUUUUGUUUGUUCGAUUAAAUUAUUUUUCUCUUUUGCAUUUUUUCGCGUUUCCUUUUUUGUUUCAUUUUUUCACAAUUUUUUCUUUCACGCUUCAUUUUUAUUAGAGUUUUCGUUUCAUUUAUUCUUUCAUUUUCUUUCUUUGUCUCACUUUUCUAUUUUUGUUUAUUUCUUCAAUUCAUUGAUACUUUCUUUCUUUUUUUCAAUUUUCGUUUUUUUUUUUUUGCUUGCCACUUCCUUUUUCUUCUUUUCCUUUCUUUAUUUCAGGUUUUUUCGCAUUUCUUUUCUUUCUUUUUGUUUCAAUUCUUUCUUUUCACUAACAUGCUUCUUUUUCCUUUUCUUUCAUCACUUAUUUUCUUUCUUUCACCUUUUUUUUUCUUUUGCGACUGCCUUUCUUUCCUUUUAUUUCUUCCUUUUCCUCUAUCAACGCUCUUUUACGGAGGAAAAUAAACCAACCGGGAUUCCCUUAGUAACGGCGAGUGAACCGGGAGAAGCCCAACGCCGAAUCCCGUCGCAAGUAAAAGGCUUCGGGACAUGUGGCGCAUGGGUCGAAGGCAGCCGCUCGUUUUCGUCUCGCGUAGUUCGAAGUUCCCUCGAUCGGGGCCGCCCGCGGCGGGUGCCAGGCCCAUUCGGUGCGGACGGCGAGCGUCGGCCUUCAAUCCGAGAGUCGGGUUGCUUGGGAACGCAGCCCAAAUAG